This is a messenger RNA of Echinostoma caproni, 3332 nucleotides long. The record is from the annotation of a GenBank genome assembly. Lineage: Eukaryota; Metazoa; Platyhelminthes; Trematoda; Plagiorchiida; Echinostomatidae.
GUUUGAUCGCUGAAGUCAUUCUCUAUUCUGAAGGAUUCGAGUCCUCGAAAAACUUGGCCUUGAAAAUGACUCAGAUGUACAAAUUAUGCAGCGAACAACUAUCACAACAAGAUCACUACGAUUUCGGAAUGCGAGCGUUGAAAUCUGUCCUGGUCAUGGCCGGUUCUUUGAAACGACAAAAUCCUGAUAAACCGGAAGAUGUGGUCCUGAUACGCGCAUUGCGUGAUAGCAAUUUGCCAAAAUUCCUAAAACAGGAUGCUGUACUGUUCACGGCUAUCCUGCAAGAUUUGUUCCCCGGGGUCACAUUGCCGGAACAUGAUUACGGUCGCUUUUUGGCCGAAAUCCAGUCCGUUCUUCAAUCCAUGGGUUUACAAGUUGUCCCGGCUCAAGUCACUAAAGUGAUUCAAUUUUUCGAAACCCUGUUAGUUCGUCACGGUGUCAUGUUAGUCGGACCGACUGGGGGUGGAAAAACCACGGUAUAUCGUGUACUGAUCAAAGUGUUGACCAAUUUACACGAUGCUGGUCUAUCUAGUGAAGUGCCCGAAUAUCAACCGGUCAAAACGUAUGUUCUCAACCCGAAAGCGAUCACAAUGGGUGAAUUGUACGGGGAGGUGAACAAGCUCACGCUGGAAUGGCACGAUGGACUGUUGGCCUCAAUCGUGAGACGCACGUGUGUGCUGAUAUUGAAUGUGCUCUGUUCGCUUGCCUCAACCCAGGAUCUAACAGAAGAUCAUCAAUGGGUGAUUUGUGAUGGGCCUGUGGACGCACUGUGGAUUGAGAAUAUGAACACCGUACUGGACGAUAACAAAAUGCUCUGUCUGGCCAAUUCCGAGCGUAUCAAACUGACCAACUAUGUUCACAUGCUAUUCGAAGUGCAAGAUUUGGCUGUGGCUUCUCCGGCCACUGUCAGUCGUUGCGGCAUGGUCUAUGUGGAUCCCGAGGAACUAGGCUGGAUGCCAUAUGUUCAGACAUGGAUGUCCACGAUAGAGGGGAAAUUGACUCCGGCAGUUCGGGAUUAUUUGCUCAACUUAUUCAACCAUUACGUGGAUCCGUGUCUCAACUUUGUGAUGCAUGAAUGCACUCCAAUCAUUCCCCAGGACCUUGCCCAAACGUUAGCCGGAACUCCAAUCGAGGUGGAACAACCCCGAUUUGAGGAACUGGAUAACUUGGUUGCGGAAAUUCGGUUGAAACAACUAUUGUGGGAUUCACUGGAAGAAUGGGAUGCGCUAAAUCAGGAAUGGAUGACAGCCGAUUUUCUCAAAAUCGAUCCCGAAGAAUUGUCCAACAUUACAAACAAAUAUACCAAAUCGGUUACGCAAUUGGAGAAGGGAUUACCUCCAAACAAUGUGGUUCCUUUGCUCAAAGAGAAAGUGGACGGGAUGCGAGAAAAAGUGAGGAAUAUGCCGGCCAUUAUGGAUUUGCGCAAUCCGACCUUGAAACCACGACAUUGGCAACAAUUGGAAGCAUUGAUCGGAUUCAAUUUGGCCGAGAUGGAAGAACCGCUCAGUUUGGGUUUGCUCACUAGUCUGAAUGCGUUCGACCACAGUGCGGCGAUCCAGGAAGUGUCCAGUCAAGCCAGUUCGGAAGCCAGUUUGGAACUGUUGUUGAAAAAGGUGGAAGAUGCGUGGAAAUCGACCGAAUUUACUGUCAUUCCGUACAAGGAUAGCAAAGAUGUCUUCAUUGUCGGAGGCACAGAUGAAAUUCAACAAUUGUGGGAUGAUUCCAAUAUCAACAUCGCCACAAUCGCCUCAUCUCGUCACGUGGGUCCGAUCAAAUCACGUGUCGAAGAAUGGCAAAUUCUGUUGGACUUGUUCGGAAAAACUCUGGACGAAUGGCUGCAAUGUCAACGGAGUUGGCUCUAUUUGGAAAGCAUUUUCUCCGCUCCGGAUAUUCAACGUCAAUUACCGAGCGAGGCAAAAAGUUUCAUGGCCGUGGACAAAUCGUACAAGGAUGUAAUGCGUAAAGUACAAAAAGUUCCCCUGGCCAUGCACGAACCAGUGUACACCAAUGAUAUUUUGGCCAUGCUUUCACCUGAAGGCGAACGUGUUGCCUUAGGAAAGAGGCCGUCCGCUAUCGAUCACGAAGAGAAUUAUGAUUUAGUUGAACAAGCUCAGAUACAACAUUCGCGUGGUGAGUCAACCCUCCCAGAUGAUGCCAGCCAAUCACCUACGCCACUGGUCUACUUCAAAUUAUAUGCACUUUUUUCACUGACUUUUAAGGGUCUGAAAGCACGUGGCAAUGUGGAAGACUGGUUGGGCAAAGUAGAAGAGGCCAUGUUUACCAAUUUGCGUAAACUGAUGAAAGUAGCCAUACACAGCUUUGAGAGUAGUGAACGAGACGAAUGGCUCCGGUCCCAUGCGAAUCAAAUUAUUCUCACUGUGGAACAGUUGAUGUGGUCACGUGAUAUCACACUGAUUCUGGAAGAUCCAUUUCCCGAGGAUCGUUUGGAGGGUUUGGAAGAGUAUGAGAAAAAAUGUUUUCAGGAACUGAACAAAUUGGCUACCAUGGUCCGGGGUGAAUUACCCAAACUGCUUCGUGCGUUACUCUGCGCGUUGAUUACCAUCGAUGUACACGCACGUGACAUGGUCACUGAACUGGUGGCCAGUAAAGUGGACUCGUUGACCAAUUUCGAUUGGCAACGUCAAUUACGUUACUAUUGGGACGAGGAUGUGGACACAUGUGUGGUCCGUAUGGCAAACGCGUGCUACACAUACGGAUACGAAUAUUUGGGCGCAUCACCUCGACUGGUGAUCACUCCACUCACAGACAGGUGCCCUGUAGAUGCAUCACCGCAAAUCAGCUUGUUUGCUGUGACACUUUUCUUACAAUUGUACAAUGAUGUUAUAUUCGGACAAUUGCUCUUUUUAUUGAAUUUCUUGAUCUUCCGAUUUCUGAGUAGUUCUCGAAAUUCGGUCAUGACUGAAACUAAUACAUGUUAUCUGUGUCUGAUGGGUGCGCUCCAAUUGGAUCUAGGUGGAGCUCCAGCUGGUCCGGCUGGGACGGGAAAAACGGAGACGACAAAAGAUUUAUCCAAAUCCGUGGCCAAACAGUGUGUCGUGUUUAAUUGUUCCGAUGGUUUGGACUACAAAAUGAUGGGUCGAUUCUUUUCCGGUUUAGCUCAGUCCGGUGCAUGGUGUUGCUUUGACGAGUUCAAUCGAAUUGAUAUUGAAGUGUUGUCUGUGAUUGCGCAACAAUUGAUCACCAUCCGGAACGCAAAAGCGGCCAAAGUGAGUAGUGUCACCUCAAUUCCGGUAGCGAAUUUGUUCUCUGUGGAAAUUUUCAACAUUCAACAUGAACAUUCAAAUUUUUGUGGUGUUUUAUGUGCACUUUGA